This is a messenger RNA of Tremella mesenterica DSM 1558, 625 nucleotides long. RefSeq lists its product as uncharacterized. Gene Ontology annotation, cellular component: mitochondrion. The record is from RefSeq and is a predicted model, not a curated record. The transcript has 3 exons. Bases 21 to 581 code for a protein of 186 amino acids. Lineage: Eukaryota; Fungi; Basidiomycota; Tremellomycetes; Tremellales; Tremellaceae.
CCCAACGAUAGUGAGGACCCAUGAUGAUACGUUCUCUGUCACAGGUCAAGGGACAGCGUUCCCUAGCAUUUUCUGCUAUCCCACUUCGACAACUCUCCGCUUCGGCCGUUUCUCGAGCGAGUCACCAUGAUCAUCACGAACAACACCACGGUCAUGGUCAGGAAGAAUCCAGCGAUGUUUAUACUACGGAAUCAUUCCUCUCCCCCGCAUGGCGAAACACAUUCAUCCUCAUCGCCGCUUCCCUCGUCAUUUACCCUUACCUACCUUCUCCUGCCAAAACCCCCGCCUCUCCUUCCACAUCCCCAGAGGCAUUCUCUCGUACCGCUCAAGACUCAAACGCUCCACUUGUCACACGUCUUAUGGCACGAAUCACCCCCGAGGCCGAGGUCUGGACCAAGAGGAAUGACAAGCAUCUCGAGUUGACCAAGGAGAUGGCGGAGCAAAGAUUAUUAUUCCAGGAAGCAGAGAGGCCCAAAAUUUGGAGAAUGAGGUAUCCCAGUUCAUUCGAGCAAGCUUCCCCUCAUAGUAUUCCUGUCGGCUCACAAGUCGACCUCUCGGACCUUCACGUCAGACAAGAUUGAGGGACACGGCGGCAUGAAAUAUGCAUCGGAAUGAUAUGACGUUA